This is a messenger RNA of Hypanus sabinus (Atlantic stingray), 4620 nucleotides long. It is a transcript of the gene fzd8a, whose product is annotated as frizzled class receptor 8a. NCBI's taxonomy places the organism in Eukaryota, Metazoa, Chordata, Chondrichthyes, Myliobatiformes, Dasyatidae. Gene Ontology annotation, molecular function: Wnt-protein binding; Wnt receptor activity. The record is from RefSeq and is a predicted model, not a curated record. Gene Ontology annotation, biological process: canonical Wnt signaling pathway; non-canonical Wnt signaling pathway. Bases 2228 to 4012 code for a protein of 594 amino acids. The transcript has a single exon. Gene Ontology annotation, cellular component: plasma membrane.
AAUUACCCCCAAAAUGACACAUAUGACAUGGAAAUUAAUGGCAGCUGGUGAUUAGUAUAGAAGCUGCCGUUUAAAUAAUAGGGCUAUUUUGUCGCUUUGAGCAGCGCCCCUUACGGUAAAUGUCCUCCCACUCAGUAGAUUUACUGGUUCUGUCAUGCUAUGACUGAAUAAUUAUUGACUUUAUUUUAGUAGCAUAUUCCUGAUUUACAAAGUGAAAUGCCAAUAAUAAUAUUCACGUCCUAUUCAAAUAGCAUGCUUCAAAACUGUACAAUUGUUAAAUCACUGCUUCAAAGAUUAAGUCUUCAAGAAUAGAGUCUUCAGUCGCUCACGCAGUCUGUAAUCCCAAGCUAUUUUUGAGCUGCUACUAAUGUUACUCUCUAUGUAGUAAUAUGUCCGAGCAGCAUGGUUCCUAUUAAUCACAGGCAAAUGGAUCAUACUCUGCAUGCUUUUUAUAAGUGAGGAUCAUUAACCUAAAGUUUUUGUAAUAUUCUUGCAAAAAAAAACAUUAUGGUUCACACUCAUUUGAGUGUCAGGUGGAGGGGUGCCACAGAAUGAUAAAUAAUUGGCCCCUAACUACAAGAAUGAAUAAAAAUUAAAAUAUCGUGAACACACGAGUGCUGUUAACUAUUCAAGAUAUCCAACCUUGGACUACAUGCAUGCUCCAGACAUGUUUACUGGCAUGGUUCUAAUAAUAUAACAAGACUCUGGAGAUUUCAGGCUGAAACAGCGCAUUGCAAGUUUCAGCAGCUUUUUUUUUGGAACUUAUAUAUAUAAUUUAUACUGUUUAUGCGAGAGGAAAUGUAACAAAAAAUGCAAUAUUCGGGUAACCUUAGCCUAACCACUAUCAGCCCAAUUGCGAAGUACGUUCAAGUGAUCUUUGCUGCCAGUUUGGUUUGCGCUUUCCUAAGUAGAUAUUGAUAUGUUAACAGUAUACUGUAAAUACCAAAUAACUUGGGCAGAGUGUCGUCGCCUUCGAGAACAAUUCAAUAUAGGCGAUAAAUGCAACUUCUAACUUGCAACUUGCCCAGUAAAGUGAAUUCAUCCGGAACAGGAGCGAGCCGAGUUUUCUUUCAGCGCAUGCACUAAAUUCUAUAAAAGCCCAGCUAAAACUCGUCUGUUCAAACUGAGCAAAUGCACCGCGACAGGCAGAAUUACAAAAGAUUGGCUGGAUAAUCAAGCAUUUAUUUGCGAUCUCUCUCCAUCGCCUCGAAAUACGUUCUGCUCAGUUUGAAGUUUCCUUCCACCUCCAGAAAAAGUAGCGAAAGCAGCCACUUGUAUUCCGUGUUGUUCUUUUUAAAAAUUGUUAUUCGCUUUUUCGACAAACCUGGGCUCCCGUUUUAUGAUCCAACAAUUCCAACCCUGGCGUGAAAACACAGCCAGUGCCAAAAGAAACAUCAGUGCUUCAAUUAAAAUAAAAACCGAAAUAAUUCGCAUUGGACGAGGAAGGGAGUAAGUAAGACAACCCCCAGCGAUGUCCUAACAAGCGAAAAUUAACCUGCUAAACGCCCAGACCCUCUGGGAACAGUCACCCUGCAUCUCGCCUCUUUGGCGAGAAUUGAUGGGUUUGAGACGAGGGAUCUGCCCGCCCCUGUCGCCCCCCGAUUGGUAACGCGCAGCUGGAAGGGGGAGGGAUUUGGCCUGCCUCGUGUUAUAAAUAUAGAACAGUCACAAGCACCCAGCACAUUCAGCGAUCAUUAAUGAGUCUCGGCGCUGAAAUUUAUUUCGAGAGCUAUUCUUUUGCUGGAAGAGGGGGGGGGGGGGUGGAGCGAGAAUCUGUGCAUCAAUAACAAGAGUCUACCAUCGAGGUACACAACGGCGUCUCUUGCGAUUCCCACUGACCGGCUGAAAGGAAAGGGAAAUCCCAGUCUUCCAAGCAAGGAAAAAGUUAGAAGAGGGACUGUGUGAAGUUUUGCUUUAUUUUAAGGUGCUGUUGUCGUGUACAGCCAUCUUGAUCCCACGCCUGCAGGGCUAAUGUUGUAUCGCUCCUGCUUGUCGCCUCUGCAUGCGGUGGACUGUAGCUGCGUUGCCAAGUCUGAAGGAGUUAAAUGUGAAUCUGAUCCGCAUGUUGUGCUGAGAGAUCCGGAGGAGGGACAGGGGGGGGUGGGGGGACAUUUGCACUUUGCGUUUAUUUAAGGAUCUAUAUUGGUGUUUAUAAACAGUCUGCCGGGCAUUCAGGAACAAAAAAAAGGAAAAAGCCCAGACUAGACGGAAUAAGGCUGCUGGAGACAUGGAGAGUUGCCUGUUGGAGGUCUACCUGCUGUCUGCCCUGGCUUUACUGCACAGAUCGAGCGGGGCCGCCGCCAAGGAGCUAUUCUGCCAGGAGAUCACCGUGCCCCUGUGUAAGGGUAUCGGCUACAACUACACCUACAUGCCUAACCAGUUCAACCACGACUCGCAGGACGAGGCGGGCCUGGAAGUGCACCAGUUCUGGCCGCUGGUCGAGAUUCAGUGCUCGGCCGACUUGCGCUUCUUCCUGUGCAGCAUGUACACGCCGAUCUGCCUGGAGGACUACAAGAAACCGCUGCCUCCGUGCCGCAGCGUGUGCGAGCGGGCGAAAGCGGGCUGCGCGCCGCUCAUGAGACAGUAUGGCUUCGCCUGGCCCGACAGAAUGAGAUGCGAGAGGCUGCCUCGCCAGGACAGCCCCGAUGGGACCCUGUGCAUGGACUACAACCGCACCGAGCUGACCAGUGCCGCGCCCGCCGCCCCCUUCCAGCCCACGGGGCGGCCGACGCAUUCGGAGCCGGGCCAGGAGCGGGACCGGGGCCGUGGAGGAGCGGGACCGGCGCCGCCGCCGCCGCCGUGUCAAGCGGGUUGCCAGUGUCGGGCGCCCAUGGUGCAGCUGAAGAGCGAGCGGCACCCGCUCUACAACCGGGUAAGCACCGGCCGCCUGGCCAACUGUGCCGUGCCGUGUCACGACCCCUACUUCAGCGCGGACGAGCGGAGCUUCGCCGCUUUCUGGAUCGGCCUGUGGUCGGUGCUGUGCUUCGCUUCGACGCUGGCCACCGUCGCCACCUUCCUCAUCGACAUGGAGCGCUUCAAGUACCCCGAGCGGCCCAUCAUCUUCCUCUCCGCCUGCUACCUCUUCGUGUCGGCCGGUUACCUGGUGCGGCUGGUGGCCGGCCACGAGAGCGUGGCUUGCGGCCGCCGCCAGCUCGGCUCCGAGCAGCACGUUCACUACGAGACGACGGGACCGGCGCUCUGCACCGUGGUCUUCCUGCUGGUCUACUUUUUCGGCAUGGCCAGCUCCAUCUGGUGGGUCAUCCUGUCCCUGACAUGGUUCCUAGCCGCCGGCAUGAAGUGGGGCAACGAGGCCAUCGCCGGCUACUCGCAGUACUUCCACCUGGCCGCCUGGCUGGUGCCCAGCGUCAAGUCCAUCGCUGUGUUGGCCCUCAGCUCUGUGGACGGCGACCCGGUGGCCGGCAUCUGCUACGUAGGCAACCAAAACCUGGACAACCUGCGCGGCUUCGUGCUGGCGCCGCUGGUCAUCUACCUGCUGAUCGGCAGCAUGUUCCUCCUGGCCGGCUUCGUCUCCCUCUUCCGCAUCCGCCGGGUCAUCAAGCAAGGCGGCGGCGCCCAGACCGACAAGCUGGAGAAGCUGAUGAUCCGCAUCGGGGUCUUCACCGUGCUCUACACCGUUCCCGCCACCAUCGUGGUGGCCUGCUACUUCUACGAGCAGCACAACCGGCCGAGCUGGGAGGUAAGCCACAACUGCCACUGCCCGGGAGAUCAGUCACCGCAGCACGGUGGAGGCGGGCAGGCGGUCAGGAAACCGGACUACGCCGUCUUCAUGCUAAAGUACUUCAUGUGUCUGCUGGUGGGUAUCACCUCGGGGGUCUGGAUCUGGUCGGGUAAGACGCUGGAGUCUUGGAGGGCCUUCUGCACGCGUUGUUGCUGGAGCAGCAAAGGUACCGGCGGCUCUAUGUACAGCGACGCCAGCACCGGCUUAACCUGGAGAUCAGGCACGGCCAGUUCUAUGUCUUACCCCAAGCAAGUGCCGUUAUCCCAGGUUUGACUUCUCCUCGCACAGACUUUCAAACACCCCCCCCCCCCCCAUGAUUCUCGCCCAGCAUCUUUAUUAACAUGUUAAUGAACUCUAAUGGUAUCCAUUAGUCAGAAGUGAAGGAGUAACCGGUGCUGUCACUAAAUCAUUUUAAAUUCAUUUUAUAUGCACAGGACAAGUGUGGGAGGAAAAUCAUUUUCCACUGCAAUGUGCUCAAGAGGAGGAACUUAAAAAAACUGUCGGCAGUUUGUUUUGUGUACAAGCAAAGACUGAGUCCUCUUAAUUGCUGGCAUCUGUUAAAGUACACUUAAAACGGAGGAACAAAAAUGGCGUACUUGACACAUCUUAACAUACUGGGUGCAACAACCGGCCUUAAAAUCCUGUUUUUUUUAAAAAAAAGAAUAUAUCCCAUGUAAUACGGGUUUCUUGCAAAAGUUGUAUUUAUUUGUACUAUGAACGCAAACUUGUAAAUUGUGUAAAUAACAAAAGUGUUUUUGAAGUAUAUACAGAGUAUGUAAAUUUUUUGUAUUAAAAAAAAGUCUAGUGGUUGCUUCAGCCAGAGCAUCAGAAAUAUUUGAAGCAAUUAUUCUAUUUUGACAAUAAAACAACUUUUGAUUUAA